GUGAAUAACCGUGGAAUUUUUAAUUUUUUACUACCAGAACAUUUUUGUAUAUCUAUCUCACCGUAACUGCCUCCGGCUCCUGAAAUCUUAUAGCCGUUCGCAGUUUUUUAAACAGCUCCCCACACGCCGCAUACUCCAGGAUCAAAUACACCCGCUGCUGAUCCCAGAACACGCCGUACAUCUGCAGAAUAUUGGGAUGCCGCAGCCGUGCCUGGAUCUCGAUCUCGCGGCGCAGCGUCUGCUCCUGUUUAUUGUCCAGCAGCUCUUUCUUGAACAGCACCUUCAGCGCCACAAUAUAAUCCGAUUUCUUCUCCUUGGCCAGGUAGACCCGGCCGAAUUUCCCCUUGCCCAGGGGACGGCCGAUGUCGAAAUCUCUGUACGACCAUUUGCGCACGGUUCUCUUUCUAGCGUCGUUCUCUUUGAAGGAGCCGGUGGAUGUGGCGGAUGCCCCGCAAUCGGUGGACCGCGCGGAGGGAAUGGCGGGGAUGAUCGGUCGGUUAACUGGUCGGCUGAGCGCUGGAGUUUGGAAAUCCAAGGCUCGUCUGUUGCAAAAACACAGGGAGCACGCGUCCAAGCAAGGAUGCUGGGAAGGAUAAGAUUUCCACUUACUGCUCGAAUCGUUGAGUUAAAACUGUGACGGUCUUCUUAAUAUCCAUAUCGCUCGGAAUACUAUUCAUGAAAACUCCAGAGCUUCGAAGCAACAAUUUCUCAACCAUGCGCAAAUGUUAGGUUCCUUUGAAAAUACACAGGCCAACAUACAACUUACAGAAAUUAACAGAAAACGAUUACAAGAACAGAACUUGACGCACCAUGAUAACUUGGACGGAGAUAAAGCUUUCAGUUGCCGUUUGCCAACGCUUUUGUUACUAUCGAGGCUACGCUUUCCAUUUCCAAUUUAACUUCCGUUUCCAGUUCCCGUCGGUGGAUGCCAAUCACGCAGCUACCGUCUAUAGAGGGUCGCCGUUUCCCAAUGAUUGAGCGCUGGAAGUCGCAUGUAUGACUCACGACCUAAUGGAAAUCCAUUUCCGCCGACCGAUUUCCGCUUUUAUUGUCAGUGCAACAAGUUUGCUCUGCGAGUCUUCAACGCUCUACAAAGUACAAACUACAAGCCUACAUUAUUUUUAGUUUAGAACUUUAGCACAAAGAAAAAGCCUACAAAUCUUUGCUUAUCCCUUGAUUUUGAUUCUUGAACUGUUUCUCUGAGUCUUUUAUGACUUUGCCUUGAGGUAACUUGCUAAUCCUUCGCUCCACUGUUAAACCAUCAGCGAGAAUGGAGAAUCAUGAUAGUUUCCCUGAAAACGACGAGCGCCAAGCUGCACUGGCUAGACUCGAACAGGCCUUCUCCAGACUGAAAGCCCACACUGAUGAGCGCCAGCAGGAUAAAGCGGCGAAGAAUGCCGAAAUCCAGAAACUCCAGGCUACACUACUAAAUAAACGUCAGGAGCUAAAGUUGCUGGAAGAACAGGCAAAGAAACUGGAGGAUUGUCAAACUGUGGAGGUGGUUCAGAAAGAAGCGGAACUGGCGGAGGAAACGAAGGCACUUGCUGAACUGGAAAACCAGUUGAAUAUCUCCAGUGAACUGGUUGAUUUGACACAGAAAUGUGUGCGGCUGGAGUGCAAAUUUAAAGAUGAGGAAAAGCCCGCUGAAGUCACGAGUGCUUUUUUGAUGCGGUACAGCGGGAAACAGAACGCAUUCGUUCCGACGCGCUGUGUUCCGAUGGGUUUGCCAUACGAUGCGGCACAGGUGGGGAUGUUGUGGCAAUGGUUGGAGGAAAUUGUGCAGAAGGAAGAAGCGCUGGAGCACAAGAAAGACCAGCACAUGGAUCUGCUCAGCACCGAUGUUCACAUGGUCGAGUAAGGCGGACGCCUGGAACGCCACGUGCUGAUUAACGGCAUUUUUCAGGAAGAUUAGAUGCCUUGUCGCCUGUCGGUUUCCGGCAUUUAUUUCUUUGGAGAUCUUCCCUGCUGAUCCUGCGUGAUGACGAAUAUUUGGUCUCUUUUACCAGCGCUGUUUCUGCAUGUUAUUACUCAGUUUUAUUUUAUAUUGGUUUGCCCGUUUGCAUGUCGUAUUUUAGGCGACAGUUUGUGCUACAAAAGUUGCGAGCAGAUUGGGUUGAAUUCGGACUUGGUCUGGUUGAUGCACUUUUUUGGGAUCGGGUCGCGCCUGUCAUAUAACGAUGGCGCGUUGAGCAGAAUGGUUAAUGUGCCCACCAGCACACCGAUCCCGAAUAAAAUCAGG
Paramacrobiotus metropolitanus is the source of this 2239-nucleotide messenger RNA. RefSeq lists its product as uncharacterized. The record is from RefSeq and is a predicted model, not a curated record. NCBI's taxonomy places the organism in Eukaryota, Metazoa, Tardigrada, Eutardigrada, Parachela, Macrobiotidae. Bases 1271 to 1858 code for a protein of 195 amino acids. The transcript has 6 exons.